This is a messenger RNA of Enhydra lutris kenyoni (northern sea otter), 2596 nucleotides long. Its product is annotated as Alstrom syndrome protein 1-like. The transcript is spliced from 2 exons. Gene Ontology annotation, cellular component: centrosome; centriole; cytosol. The annotation marks the transcript as partial. The record is from RefSeq and is a predicted model, not a curated record. Gene Ontology annotation, biological process: regulation of centriole replication. Lineage: Eukaryota; Metazoa; Chordata; Mammalia; Carnivora; Mustelidae.
CAUCUAACUGAAGAGACUCUGAAAAUUUCAGCUGUUCCUGUAUCUGCUGACCAGGGGACUGAAAAGACAAUAGUUCCUUCUAGUUCCUAUUCACGAAGAGAGAAGCACAUUAUUUUCUCCCAGCAACAGUUGUCAGAUGGUCAUCUAACUAAACAGGUUCUGAAAGUUUCAUUUGUUCCUGGGCCAGCUGAUCAAAACACUGGGAUACCUACAUUAUCUUCACAUUCCUACCCACUUGGAGAGAAGCCCGAUAUCUUUUACCAACAGGUCUUGCCAGAUAGUCAUUUAAUUGAACAGACUCAGAAAAUUGUGGCUCUUCCUGAACCAGCUGACCAGAAGACUAGGAUACCCUCUACUUCUUACUCACACAGAGAGAGGCCCCCUAUUUUCUAUCAACAGACAUUGCCAGAAAGUCAUCUAACUGAACAGGCUCUGAAAUUUUCUGCUCCUGGAUCCACUGAGCAGAAGAUUGGGAUACCAACCUCUACUUUCCUCUCACGUAGAGAGAAGUCCAGUAUUUUCUACAAACAGGAGUUGCCAGAUAGUCAUCUAAUUGAACAGGCUCAGAAAGUUCCAUCUGUUCCUGGACCAGCUGACCAGGAUACUGGGAUACCAGUAGUGCCCUCUAGGCCCUACUCUCUUGGCGAGAAGCCCAAUGUUUUCUAUCAGCAGGUAUUACCAGAUAGUUCUCUAACUGAAGAGGCUCUGAAAGCUUCAUCUGCUCCUAGGCCAGGUGACCAGAAGACUGGGAUACCAGCAGUAUCCUCUAGUUCCUACUCACAUAGAGAGAAGCCUGGUAUUUUCUACCAGAAGGUCUUACCAAGCAGUCAUCAAUCUGAAGAGGCUCUGAAAGUUUCAGUUGCUUCUGAACCAGCUGAAAAAAAUAGUGGGUUACUAUCAGAAGCUUCUAAUUUCUACUCACAUAGAGAGAAGCACAAUAUUUUUUACGAACAGGAGUUGACAGACAGUUCUCUAACUGAACAGGCUCAGAAAGUUUCACCUGUUCCUGAACCUACUGACCAGAAGACCGAGAUAUCAACAAUAACUUCUUCUUACUCGGAUGUAGAAAAGCCCUUUAUUUUCUACCCACAGAGCUUGCCAGACAGUCAUCUGCCUGAAGAAGCUCUAAAAGUUACAGGUGUUUCUGAACCCACUGACCAGAAGACUGGAAUACCAGUAGUUCCCUCUACUUCCUACUCAUCUAAGGAGAAGCCCAUUUUUUCCCCUCAGGCCUUGCCAGGCAGCCAGUUACUUGAAGAGGCUCUGAAUAUUUCAGCUGUUUCUGUAUCAGCUGACCAGAAGACUGGGUUGCCAUUAGAACCUUCUAGUUCCUACGCACCUAGAGAGAAGCCCAUUACUUUAUACCCACAGGACUUGACAGACAGCCAGGUGUCUCAGGAGGCUCUGAAAGUUUCAGCUGUUCCUGGAUCAACUGACCAGAAGACUGGGUUGCCAUCAGAACUUUCUAGUUCUGACUCACCUAGAGAGAAGCCCAUUACUUUAUACCCACAGGACUUGACAGACGGCCAGGUACCUCAAGAGAUUCUGAAAGUUUCAACUGUUCCUGGACCAACUGACCGGAAGACUGGGUUGACACCAGAACCUUCUAGUUCCUACUCACCACAAGAGAAGCCCGUUAUUUUUUCCCCUCAGGCCUUGCCUGGCAGUCAGUUACUUGAAGAGGCUCUGAAAGUUUCAGUUGUUCCUGGACCAGCUGACCAGAAGACUGGGUUGCCAUCAGAACCUUCUAGUUCCUACUCGGCUAGAGAGAAGCCCAUUAUUUUCUACCCACAGGGCUUGACAGAUGGCCAGGUACCUCAAGAGGUUCUGAAAGUUUCAUCUGUUCUUGGACCAACUGACCAGAAGCCUGGGUUGACACCAGAACCUUCUAGUUCCUACUCACCACAAGAGAAGCCCAUUAUUUUUUCCCAUCAGGCCUUGCCUGGCAGUCAGUUACUUGAAGAGGCUCUGAAAAUUUCAGCUAUUCCUGGACCAGCUGACCAGAAGACUGGGUUGCCAUCGGAACCUUCUAGUUCCUACUCGGCUAGAGAGAAGCCCGUUAUUUUCUACCCACAGGGCUUGAUAGAUGGCCAGGUACCUCAGGAGACUCUGAAGGUUUCAGCUAUUCCUGGACCAGCUCACCAGAAGACUGGGUUGACACCAGAACCUUCUAGUUCCUACUCCCCGUGGGAGAAGCCCAUUAUUUUCUACCCAGAGGGCUUGACAGACUGUCUGGUAUCUCAGGAGGCUCUGAAAGUUUCAGCUGUUCCUGGACCAACUGACCAAAAGAUUGGGUUGCCAUCAGAACCUUCCAGUUCCUAUUCACCUCGGGAGAAGCCCAUUAUUUUCUACCCACAGGGCUUGACAGAUGGCCAGGUGCCUCAGGAGGCUCUGAAAGUUUCAGCUAUUCCUGGACCAGCUGGUCAGAAGACUGGGUUGCCAUCAGAACCUUCCAGUUCCUAUUCACCGUGGGAGAAGCCCAUUAUUUUCUACCCAGAGGGCUUGGCAGACAGUCAGGUAUCCCAGGAGGAUCUGAAAGUUUUAGCUAUUCCUGCACCAGCUGACCAGAAGACUGGGUUGCCAUCAGAACCUUCCA